This is a messenger RNA of Chanos chanos (milkfish), 3198 nucleotides long. RefSeq names its product amyloid beta (A4) precursor protein a (gene appa). Gene Ontology annotation, cellular component: Golgi apparatus; plasma membrane; membrane raft. The record is from RefSeq and is a predicted model, not a curated record. Gene Ontology annotation, molecular function: transition metal ion binding; signaling receptor binding; heparin binding. Lineage: Eukaryota; Metazoa; Chordata; Actinopteri; Gonorynchiformes; Chanidae. Gene Ontology annotation, biological process: axonogenesis; central nervous system development. The transcript has 17 exons. Bases 97 to 2400 code for a protein of 767 amino acids.
ACUAGACACAGAUAGGCUGACAUAGAACAUCAACGGAUAUUAAGAAGAAAAACCUCGACACACCGCAUAUUGGAGGCGUUGGGAAAAGAAUACGGAAUGGGGGGCCGUAUAGCAUUUUUGCUUUUAAUGGUUACGACCAUGGCUUUUGCUGUUGAGAUGCCUGCGGAUGAUGGAGUGGGUUCAUUGGCCGAGCCCCAGGUGGCCAUGUUCUGUGGCAAGCUCAAUAUGCACAUCAAUGUUCAGAACGGCAAAUGGGAACCCGACCCCAGCGGCACCAAGAGCUGCAUCGGCACCAAGGAGGGCAUCCUUCAGUACUGCCAGGAGGUUUAUCCUGAGCUUCAGAUCACCAACGUGGUGGAGGCCAACCAGCCCGUCACCAUCCAGAACUGGUGCAAGAAGGGUCGCAGGCAAUGCCGGAGUCACCUGCAUAUCGUUGUGCCCUACCGUUGCCUGGUUGGAGAAUUUGUGAGCGAUGCCCUCCUGGUCCCUGACAAGUGUAAGUUUCUGCAUCAGGAGCGUAUGGACCUGUGUGAAAGUCACCUUCACUGGCACACAGUGGCCAAAGAGUCGUGCGGGGACCACACCAUGAAUCUCCAUGACUACGGGAUGCUGCUGCCGUGCGGUAUUGACCGUUUCCGUGGCGUCGAGUUUGUGUGCUGCCCAUCGGAGGCAGAGCGGGAGGCAGAUAGUGCUGAGCAGGAGGAUGAUGGUGACUCUGAUGUCUGGUGGGGAGGACCUGAGACAGAUUAUGCAGACAAUAGUAUGCCUCGGGAGGCAGAGCCCACAGAGGCAGAGCCAGAACCAGAGCCCGCCCUGCUCGAGGAUGACGAGGAUAUCGAGGAAGAUGAGGAAGAGGCUGCCCUGGACAACGACGAGGACGGAGACGGCGACGAAGACGAGGAGGAGGAAGACGAGGAGGAUGACGAGGCAGUGGACGAGAGCGACUUCAGCAAACUCACCACGGAGGUUGCCAUGACAACCACCACAACCACCACCACCGAAUCUGUAGAAGAAGUGGUCAGAGAGGUGUGUUGGGCGAGCGCGGAGACAGGACCGUGUCGGGCGAUGCUGCCCCGCUGGUAUUUUGUCCGGGAGGAGGGCCGCUGUGCCCCCUUCAUCUACGGCGGCUGCGGAGGCAACCGCAAUAACUUUGAGUCGGAGGAAUACUGCCUGUCCGUCUGCAGCAGCGUGUUGCCCACCACCUCCCCCAGCCCACCAGACGCAGUGGACCGCUACCUGGAGACCCCCGGAGACGACAACGAGCACGCCCACUUCCAGAAAGCUAAGGAGAGCCUGGAGGCCAAACACCGCGAGAGGAUGUCCCAGGUGAUGAGGGAGUGGGAGGAGGCGGAGAGACAGGCGAAGAGUCUGCCACGCGCCGACAAAAAGGCCGUCAUCCAGCACUUCCAGGAGAAGGUGGAGGCUCUGGAGCAGGAGGCAGCCAGUAAGAGGCAGCAGCUGGUGGAGACCCACAUGGCUCGGGUGGAGGCUCUGCUCAACGACCGCCGUCGCCUGGCACUGGAGAGUUACCUCACCGCUCUGCAGGCCGACCCACCCCGGCCUCGUCAUGUGUUCAGUCUGUUGAAGAAGUAUGUGCGUGCUGAACAGAAGGACAGGCAGCACACCCUCAAACACUUUGAACAUGUGCGCAUGGUUGACCCCAAGAAGGCCGCUCAGAUCCGACCUCAGGUGCUGACCCACCUGCGUGUGAUCGAGGAGAGGAUGAAUCAGUCUCUGGGACUGCUCUACAAAGUGCCUGGAGUGGCUGAGGAGAUCCAGGACCAAGUGGAGUUGCUGCAGCGGGAGCAGCAGGAGAUGGCUCAGCAGUUGUCGUCUCUGCAGAGCGACGUGAGGGUGAGUUAUGGGAACAACGCCUUGAUGCCUGACCUGCCCGACAGCACGGCCACACUGGACCUGCUUCCCCCAGAGGACACGGGCCUGGGCCUGGACGGGCUGGGCUUCAUUCACCCUGAGAGCUUCAACCAGCCCAACACCCAGAACCAGGUGGAGCCUGUGGAUGCCCGUCCUAUCCCUGAGAGAGGCCUGCCUACACGACCAGUGUCUGGACUGAGGCCGGAGGAAAUUCCUGAGUUGAGGAUGGAGGCAGAGGAGAGACACAGUGCUGGAUAUGAAGUGCACCACCAGAAACUGGUGUUCUUUGCUGAGGAUGUCAGCUCCAAUAAGGGCGCUAUUAUUGGGCUCAUGGUUGGCGGGGUUGUCAUAGCAACUGUCAUCGUCAUCACCCUGGUGAUGCUGAGGAAGAAGCAGUACACGUCCAUCCACCACGGUGUCAUAGAGGUGGAUGCCGCUGUGACUCCUGAGGAGCGCCAUCUGUCUAAGAUGCAGCAGAACGGCUAUGAGAACCCCACCUACAAGUUCUUUGAGCAGAUGCAGAACUGAGACUCCAUCUAACAGACUGCCUAACCACACCCCCUUCCCCCUCCCUCCCUCCCUCCUUAUGUCUUACACCCUAUCCCACCUUCCCAUGAGACAGUGCAGGGCAGAACAACCUGUUCAGAAACAGAGUGCUGUGUUAAAUCUGAAUUAAUGUUGUUCCCACGCGAUUGGUCAGCAGCUCUGUCCGUCAAAAACGACUCUCCAGUUUAAUUGGCGGCCUCAAGAGACGCUCACCAGUUCUCAGUCGUCCUCUGUAGUGCUGCUACCACUCCUCCUCCUCGUUCAGCGUGAAGAUAGGAAAGCGCCCCCAUAGGUUCUGUUUCAGAGUCAGGCUUUGUGUGUCUUUUUUCAAAAUCGAUUGGUAGUAGAAUUUCAGUAGUUUUUAGCUGACCCUGAAUCUGUGCUCGGCGGCCGUUUGACGUUGUCGUAAAACCGUCUUUGCGAACACUGUGGUUCUCCCUUCACUGUCCGUCUCCAUACAUCUCUACUUCAUACCACACACUGGGAUAUUUGGAAGAUUUAUGCUGUUAUUGUCAUCCUUCCCUCCCUCCCUCUCCUCAUUCUUACCUCCCCCCCUCUUUCCCUCCUUUUUCUGUGCAUUGAUGACAGCUGUGCUGUGUAUGAUCACGCCAGAUUAUUAAGGAUAAAAUAAUGAUGAAAAAAAAAAAACUACAAUUAUGAUUAUAAUGGUAUCUCUAAUGUACUCAUGAAUGAUCUCUUUAUUUUAGGAUUAAUUGAUUGUUUCUGGUUUGUUUUUUCAAAAAAGAAAUAAAUAAAUAAAUAAUUGUAAAAACACAAAAG